Molecule: messenger RNA, 355 nt
Organism: Danio rerio (zebrafish)
Lineage: Eukaryota; Metazoa; Chordata; Actinopteri; Cypriniformes; Danionidae
Gene: ccl35.2
Product: chemokine (C-C motif) ligand 35, duplicate 2
Biological process (GO): immune response; cell chemotaxis
Cellular component (GO): extracellular region
Molecular function (GO): chemokine activity
Source: RefSeq, marked provisional
AAUAAUUUCUGGAAGAUUCUUAGGUCAUCAUCUAGUAGAAAGUGCUAAAAUGAGCACCUCUCGCUUUGUGUUUUUAUCUGCUGUUGUGGUGCUGCUGUGUGCCGUAAGCCUCAGUCAAGGUAUGCGCAUUGGACCAAAGAGAUGCUGUUUCCAGUAUGCGGAACGUCAAGUGCCUUUCAAACAAGUAAUGGAAUACAGCAUGACAAGCCAGCAGUGCCCCAAAGAAGCCGUCCUGUUCAAGACUGCAAGGGGACGUUACGUGUGUGCCAGACCCAGUGAUCCCUGGGUACAGGAGUACAUGCAGGCCAUUGACAGCAAACGUGUUGGCAGUCAGGGGACCCUUUAAACGUCCUGA